AUGGUGAUGGUUGAAACUAGUCUCUCAAAAUCCAUGAAUGCUAGAACCAUCGGCUCAGGCGAUGAGACCGUGGUUCUGGCACAUGGAUACGGAGGAGACCAGUCUAUGUGGGACAAAAUUGUCCCAUACUUAGCCCGGCAAUACCGAGUUGUGGUCUUCGACUGGAGCUUCUCUGGGGCUGUGAAUGAUCCAAACCUCUUUGAUCCUGUCAAAUACUCCACUUUUGAUGCUUUUGCUGAUGACUUGAUCUCUCUCUUGGAGGAGAUGAACUUGAAAUCAUCAGUUUUUGUUGGCCACUCCAUGUCUGGUAUGAUUGGAUGUAUUGCUUCCAUUAAAAGGCCAGAGCUCUUCAAGAGGCUCAUGCUUGUUGCAGCGUCACCCAGGAAAAGUUCUUUGUUUUCAUAA
Messenger RNA from Camellia sinensis, 405 nucleotides. Lineage: Eukaryota; Viridiplantae; Streptophyta; Magnoliopsida; Ericales; Theaceae. The record is from RefSeq and is a predicted model, not a curated record.